Messenger RNA from Paramuricea clavata, 4193 nucleotides. The record is from the annotation of a GenBank genome assembly. Lineage: Eukaryota; Metazoa; Cnidaria; Anthozoa; Malacalcyonacea; Plexauridae.
AUGUCUGCGGAUAAAGAUUAUUGCAAACGUUGUAAGAAAUUUGUUCGACCACGGCAAGAAGGUAUUCAAUGCGAUGGGUGCGAUAAUUGGCAACACAGGACGUGCGACACUGGGAUUUCAAGAGGCGAAUAUAGGGAAGCUGUACGAUCUGGCAAAGGAGUAGACUGGCGGUGCAACGAUUGCCUCAACAUGAGUGCUGGAUUUCUUCUUCCAAAUGCUGAACACACUAGAGUGGAUGAAAGCAAACCAUGUAAGUAUAUUUUGUCGCGCUACAGCUAUAUUUUUAUCACCAAUGUCAACACAUACAAUUACAAAUUAUUUAUUUGGCUUAAUCGCUUAUUAUUAUACAGAUUCGACUACAAAACGAGUUUAACUAAACAGUGUUUAUCAGUAACUACCAGUGUUUAUCGUACCAACAAGUUGAUACUAUCUCUAUAAACAACUUGAAAAAAUAUGACUCAUCUUGUUUUUGUAAUGCUAAGAAUUUCAAAAAUGUUGCUUGUCUUUUGUUCUGUUAUUGUAUUGAUAGAAGCCUAAAGCCUGUGAUGACGUAAUGCCCUCAGGCAUUCUUUCCCAACUCCCGGGCAUUCUUUCCCAAAUCCCGGACAUUCCCGGAAGGGUCUUGUCUAAAAGUACACACAAGUGACUACGAAUGACCACGAGUGACUACGAAUGACCACGAGUGACCAUGAGUGAUUCUGUGUUUAAAAAUAAAAUAAAAAUUAUUUUAAGGUGGCUCCCUAGGGAUUUUGCAUUAUACUACACUACAGUAUCCCGAAAAGGAAUAUUCCCUGAAAAGUCCUGUUUCUUCAUUUUGCAUGACAUGAAGACGAAAUUUAUUGGACAAAUUGACAAUGCUCUCCUGAAAAUUGCAAUGUGCUACUUUUGUGCUGAAAGUCCAAAAUUUGUCUUUUCCGUACCUGUUGGACUUGUAAAUCCUGGCCUGACUUGUAAAUAUAGUUGCGAUAGUUUGUUCCCUUAUAAUAAAGAUAUUAUCAAUUAACGUGGCUGUAUGCUGCGUAAUUCUAGUUGGUCUAUUUAUCAAUGGAUAAAAAGAUGAAGUAAAAAGUUGCUCACAAAAUCUAUUGGGAUAGUCGCAAUCAUCAGAUUUCAAAAGAUCAAUGUUAAAAUCCCCUGUCAAACAUGUUAUUUUCCCUGUUUUGUCAACUUCGGUUAGUAUUGCAAUUUAGUUUAUUUUCAAACAUUUCAAAAUUACCACUUGGUGGUCUGUAGAUAGUACCAACAAUAAUAUUUUUACCAGUUGUUGAAAUAAUUUCAAUGCAAAGUGAUUAAUCUUAUAAUAAUUAAUAGUGCAAUUAUAGUGUAUAAAUAUAUAGGCUAUAGAAUGAUGUAACAAAUGUUGUAUGGCAAAUGCAUUUUUAGCCAAUCUAGGGAACUUGAUUUUCAAAAUUUUCUGGCAGAGAAUGGAUCCUCCUGGUGGUGCCUUUUUUUAGAAUCUGUAUUUACCUAAUUAGGAUCAGACAUAUAUUCAUUUCAUUCAGUGGAUCAGACCCCUCGAUGCAUGUUGUCUAAAUUAGUUUUAUGUUAUAUUCCUAAAAGUAUUAUUAAUUAAUUAAGAUUUUUAGUGCCCUGAAAUUGAUUUUUCUGUUAAAAUAUAACAUAACAUUCAAUCUAACAACUUGUUAGUGUCACAGACAGUGUCCAAGUGUUGAUUUACUUGAUUAGUUGCAGAAAAAUUUUCAGUGAACCUUUUGCGGUCCCAGAAAGUAAAAUAUUUUUUCCACCUCUGAGUAUAAUGCAAUUAAAUUCAUGGUCACACGUACUCACUCGUGUGUACUUUUAGCCAAGAUCUUCCCGGGAGAGGCAAAAUUAUAUUCAUUAUAUAACAUUUAAACACGAGUGUUGAUAUGGAAAUUUUUUAACUCAUCUCAGCUGGUACGGUCACCCUGGCGGUAGGAACACCCUGUUCGCGAAACAGGGUCACCCCGGCAAUGUAAAAAUUUAUUCACUAAUUUAUUUACCCGAUUUCUUGUCUUCUCCAGACAAUUCUUCUGAGUCAGAUCAUCCACGUGAAGAUUCAACCAAUGACCCGGAGCCAAACCAAAGUAGUGGAAAUAUAUCUGGCAGUGAGUGUGCUUUAGAAUAUCUAGUAACUAAAAACAUUGAAAAUGCAUUUAGCAAACCAUUUGUUUUUGGACUGGUAGUGGUAAUUGUAAUUAUUUUUAAUGUCCCGACACCUUAUAUUUUUUGUCUUCUCUAGAUGAUCUUAGUUUAUUGGUUAAUAUGAUAGAAGAUUUAGAGUCAGACCAUCCACAAGAAAAUCCAACCAAUGACGACAAUGAGAGAAGUCAAAACAAUGAAGAUAUGUCCAGUGAGUGUGCUUUAGAAUAUCUACAGUAAUAACUAAAAACAUUCAAAAUGUAGUUUUAGUAAUGUGAAAAAAUAGUCAUAUCUAUAAUAAUUAAAUUAUCUAUAAUCACUAAAAAGAAUAGAAUAUUUAGAAAUGUAAUUUAGCAAUGUAAAAAUUUAUUCACUAAUUUAUUUACUCAAUUUCUUGUUUUCUCCAGACAAUUCUUCUGAGUCAGACCAUCCACAUGAAGAACCAACCAAUGACCGGGAGCCAAGCCAAAGUAGUGAAAAUAUAUCUGGCAGUGAGUGUGCUUUAGAAUAUCUAGUAACUAAAAACAUUCAAAACGUAUUUAGCAACUAAACCAUUUGUUUUUGGACUGGUCAGGGACAUCGCUAUAGGGGAUGUGGGGGGUGUAACACCCCCAACAAUUCAAACGUUGGCCAAAGUUGGUCAAAAUGGAACUGGUAUUUGCCCAAAGUUGGUCAAAAUGGAACUGAUAUUUGUUUAAAAUUGAAGGUAAAACUAGGAAAAAUUUCGGAUAAAAGAUGGUCGAAGUUGCUCAUUAUUUGCAAUGUCCCGAUACCUUAUAUUUUUUGUCCUCUCUAGAUGAUCUUAGUUUAUUGGUUCAUAUGAUAGAAGAUUUAGAGUCAGACCAUCCACACGAAAAUCCAACCAAUGACGACAAUGAGAGAAGUCAAAACAAUGAAGAUAUGUCCAGUGAGUGUGCUUUAGAAUAUCUACAGUAAUAACUAAAAGCAUUCAAAAUGAUUAUCAGAUUGAGUAUAUAUUAAACCUUUACAUACAAUUUAAUAAAAUUUGCUUCAUUCCACAAAGCAUAAAGCGACAAUACAUGUAAAGUUGACCACCAAGCGUUUUCCUAUGCAUAAGGCUAAGUGAAAUAAUUUAUUUUGUGACAUUCACCUAAUUUAAUUUAUUUUGAUUUGUUGUCUUUUACAACAGAAGAUGACCCAGCUGCAACUCCCCCUGAUGAACAACAUGAAGGCAUGCUGCACGAAUCUUCAAUUGAAGAACCACAUGUGAGAGAUGUCGAACCAACACACCAUGAUGUUACGUACACUGUGGUAGAUGGAGCUACAAAACGUGGAAAAUCAAGGUUAAUCGACAGUCAAGGGUACACAUAUAAUGUGAAGAGAAGAUGUGUCAAUGCGACGGAUUGGCAGUGCUCAGUCCGCCCAAAAGGUAACCCAUGCAGAGCUACAGUAAAACAAAAUAACAAUGACAUUUUUGAGCGCAACACCUGUAGUCAUAACCAUCCUGGAGAACCUGGAGCCAUAACUGCAGCAAAAAUAGCUGUGACUGUAAAACAAAAGGCAACAGAUGAUCUGUUUAAACCAGCAUCUGCUAUUGUCGAUGAAGUUUUCCUUGAUGAAAUAGAUGACCGUCCGUGCCCUAGUUUGCCAAAACCAGCAAACCUAGCCAGAGCUGCAAACAGAUUGCGUCAGCGCCUGAGACCAGAUGACCCUGCUGAUUUGAAAUUUGUCCUGCAAAUGGAACACAUACCAGAUGGGUUUCUGCAAAAGGAUAUCUGUGUUCGGGAAAGGCGUCAUCUCUUAUUUGCGACUGAACAGCAUUUGAGCAUAUUAAACAAUGCAAAAACAUGGUACAUUGACGGAACAUUUAAACUAUGUCGGUAUCCCUUUACCCAACUUCUAACCAUCAACGCAUUUGUUCGAUCCGAUGACCAUAUGAAACAAGUGCCUCUUGUUUUUGUCUUGAUGUCUGGAAAGAAAAAGAAUGAUUAUGUUAAGGUAAUUAUAUUGCAAUAUAUAUUUAGCUAAAUCAACACAGUAUUUGAGAUAAUAAGUAAUCAACAUAGUUAUAGAUUACUUACAUAAUUCAGACGAUAUAUGGAUUAUAUACA